UCACCCCGACGCCCCGGCGUGCGCGUUCUCCCGCCGGCCUGCAGGCCCGGGGCCUCCGCCUGCCAGCCCGCCGCUGCUCUUCGCGGCCCCGGCUCGCGUUCACGCUGUCGCCCGGGCCGGCGCGGCCGCGGGCAACCGCUCCCCCUCCCACACCUACCCCGUCCCCUCCCCGCCUUUUCCGCCCUCGCGUCCCCCUCCCUCGGCCAGCCGCCGCUGCUCCAGAUGAGGUGAUGGCAACGGCCAACUUCGGCAAGAUCCAGAUCGGGAUUUACGUGGAGAUCAAGCGGAGCGAUGGCCGAAUACAUCAAGCAAUGGUAACAUCUUUAAAUGAAGAUAAUGAAAGUGUAACUGUUGAAUGGAUAGAAAAUGGAGAUACAAAAGGCAAAGAGAUUGACCUGGAGAGCAUCUUUUCACUUAACCCUGACCUUGUACCAGAUGAAGAAAUUGAGCCCAGUCCAGAGACACCCCCACCUCCAGCAUCCUCAGCCAAAGUAAACAAAAUUGUAAAGAAUCGACGGACUGUGGCUUCUAUUAAGAAUGAUCCUCCUCCAAGAGAUAAUAGAGUGGUUGGUUCUGCACGCGCGCGGCCUAGUCAACUUCCUGAACAGUCUUCCUCUGCACAACAGAAUGGUAGUGUUUCAGAUAUAUCUCCAGUUCAAGCUGCAAAAAAGGAAUUUGGACCCCCUUCACGUAGAAAAUCUAAUUGUGUGAAAGAAGUAGAGAAAUUGCAAGAAAAACGGGAAAAAAGGAGACUACAACAGCAAGAACUUAGAGAAAAAAGAGCCCAGGAUGUUGAUGCUACAAACCCAAAUUAUGAAAUUAUGUGUAUGAUCAGAGACUUUAGAGGAAGUUUGGAUUAUAGACCAUUAACAACAGCAGAUCCUAUUGAUGAACAUAGGAUAUGUGUUUGUGUAAGAAAACGACCACUCAAUAAAAAAGAAACUCAAAUGAAAGAUCUUGAUGUAAUCACAAUCCCUAGUAAAGAUGUUGUGAUGGUACAUGAACCAAAACAAAAAGUAGAUUUAACAAGGUACCUAGAAAACCAAACAUUUCGUUUCGAUUAUGCCUUUGAUGACUCUGCUCCUAAUGAAAUGGUUUACAGGUUUACAGCUAGACCACUAGUGGAAACUAUAUUUGAAAGGGGAAUGGCUACAUGCUUUGCUUAUGGGCAGACUGGAAGUGGAAAGACUCAUACAAUGGGAGGUGACUUUUCAGGAAAGAACCAAGACUGUUCUAAAGGAAUUUAUGCAUUAGCAGCUCGAGAUGUUUUUUUAAUGCUAAAGAAGCCAAACUAUAAGAAGUUAGAACUUCAAGUGUAUGCAACCUUUUUUGAAAUUUAUAGUGGUAAGGUUUUUGACUUGCUAAACAGGAAAACAAAAUUAAGAGUGCUCGAAGAUGGAAAACAGCAGGUUCAAGUGGUGGGAUUACAGGAACGGGAGGUCAAAUGUGUUGAAGAUGUACUGAAACUCAUUGACAUAGGCAACAGUUGCAGAACAUCCGGUCAAACAUCUGCAAAUGCACAUUCAUCUCGGAGUCAUGCAGUGUUUCAGAUUAUUCUUAGAAGGAAAGGAAAACUACAUGGCAAAUUUUCUCUCAUUGAUUUGGCUGGAAAUGAAAGAGGAGCUGAUACUUCCAGUGCAGACAGGCAAACUAGGCUUGAAGGUGCUGAAAUUAAUAAAAGCCUUUUAGCACUCAAGGAGUGCAUCAGAGCCUUAGGUAGAAAUAAACCUCAUACUCCUUUCCGAGCAAGUAAACUCACUCAGGUGUUAAGAGAUUCAUUCAUAGGUGAAAACUCUCGUACCUGCAUGAUUGCCACAAUCUCUCCAGGCAUGGCAUCCUGUGAAAAUACUCUCAAUACAUUAAGAUAUGCAAAUAGGGUGAAAGAAUUGACUGUGGAUCCAACUGCUGCUAGUGAUGUCCGUCCAAUAAUGCACCAUCCACCAAAUCAGAUUGAUGAUUUAGAGGCACAGUGGGGUGUGGGGAGUUCCCCUCAGAGGGAUGAUCUAAAACUUCUUUGUGAACAAAAUGAAGAAGAGGUUUCUCCACAAUUGUUUACUUUCCACGAAGCUGUCUCACAAAUGGUAGAAAUGGAAGAACAAGUUGUAGAAGAUCACAGGGCAGUCUUCCAGGAAUCUAUUCGAUGGUUAGAAGAUGAAAAGGCUCUCCUAGAGAUGACUGAAGAAGUAGACUAUGAUGUAGAUUCAUAUGCUACACAACUUGAAGCUAUUCUUGAGCAAAAAAUAGACAUUUUAACUGAGCUGCGGGAUAAAGUGAAAUCUUUUCGUGCAGCUCUACAAGAGGAAGAACAGGCCAGCAAGCAAAUCAACCCGAAGAGACCCCGUGCCCUUUAAAUCAGCAUUUGCUGCUAAAGGAUUCCCAGAACCCUCGCUACUGUAACAUACAAUGGUUCAGCUGUAAGGGCCAUUCGAAAGUUUGAAAUUUUAAGUGUCUGUGGAAAAUAUCUUGUCCCUUCAACCUGAAUGACAUUUCAAUUUUGUGAAACACUCCUUUGUCUACAAGAUGCUUCUAGUCCAGAAGGCACAACCAAGGUUUGGGAAUAGUGAAGCAUUUUGUUUCAUUUACCCACAUAGUGAUUUACUUUUGAAGAUCCUUGCCAAUUUUAUUUUCUGUAUGAUGAAGUAAGAUUGUGGACUUGAUCCAGAGGUGAAUAGUAGGGGGAAGCCACAGCAUUUCCUUUUAACUCAGUUCAAUUUUCAUAGCAAGACUGAGCAGUUUUAAAUCCUUUGCGUGCAUGCAUACCUCAUCAGUGAUUGUACAUACCUUGCCCACUUCUAGAAACAGCUGUGCUCACCUCUUCCUGCUUUGUGCCUUGACUAAGGCUACUCACCCUAAAUUUCUGAAGCACAGCCAAGAUAAAUUACAUUCCUUAUUUGUCAUUGUAAAUUACCUUUAUUGUGUGUACAUUUUUACUGUAAUUGAGACAUUUUUUGUGUGUGACUAGAUUUGCAGGAUGUGCCAUAUCAAUGAAUGGAACUAAAGUCUGUGACAGUGGACAUAGCUGCUGGACCAUUCCAUCUUAUAUGUAAAAAAAUCUGGAAUUAUGAUUUUAAAACCAUAUAACAUGUGGUUAUAAUUUUCUUAGCAUUUUCUUUGUAAAGAACUAAAAUAUAAACUAGUUGGUGUAUAAUAAAAAGUAAUGAAAUUCUGAAAA
Messenger RNA from Lagenorhynchus albirostris (white-beaked dolphin), 3172 nucleotides. RefSeq names its product kinesin family member 2A (gene KIF2A). Gene Ontology annotation, molecular function: microtubule binding; microtubule motor activity; ATP binding. Gene Ontology annotation, biological process: microtubule-based movement. Lineage: Eukaryota; Metazoa; Chordata; Mammalia; Artiodactyla; Delphinidae. The transcript has 20 exons. The coding region runs from base 231 to 2351 and encodes 706 amino acids. The record is from RefSeq and is a predicted model, not a curated record.